AUGGAAACAUACACCACAGAUGAUGCGCUUACAGCCAUGGGAUUUGGAAAAUUGCAAGGACUUGUUCUUGUUUAUGCAGGCAUGGGUUGGGUUGCAGAAGCCAUGGAGGUCAUGCUACUGUCCUUUGUUGGACCAUUGAUUCGGGAGGAAUGGAAAAUCUCUGCCCAAGAUGAGAGUUUACUCUCAAGUGUAGUGUUUUUGGGCAUGUUAAUUGGAGCAUGUGGUUGGGGAUACGUGUCUGACAAAUAUGGGCGAAGGACUGGUUUACUGCUUUCAACUCUGUUUACUACUGGAAUGGGUUUCCUAAGUGCUUUGUCUCCAAACUAUUUAUGUUUGAUGGCUCUUCGCUUUCUCGUUGGCGUAGGAUUGGGUGGCAGCCAUGUGUAUUCAUCUUGGUUUUUGGAGUUUGUUCCUGCGCAAAAUCGUGGCUUUUGGAUGAUUAUUUUUUCCUUUUUUUGGACUAUUGGCACAGUCUUGGAAGCUUCACUUGCAUGGAUUGUCGUAUCAACAUUGACUUGGAGGUGGUUGCUAGCAUUGACUGCCAUCCCUUGCUUUCUCUUGCUCCCUUUCUUUGGAAUUACACCUGAAUCGCCACGCUAUCUGUGUGCGCAAAAUAGAAUAUCUGAUGCAACACUUGUCCUGGAGAGAAUCGCCGAGACAAACCAAGCAACUCUUCCUCCUGGAGUUCUCGUAUACCCUCGAGACGGUGAAGUUGAUCAUAGUACUCUUACCUCUGAGGCAGAUCAUCUUCUUCCACUCAGAGAGAAGGACUGCACAGAUGAUGAUGUCAUAAGCCCCAAAUCUGGUAGUGCUGCUGCAUUGCGCAGUCUACUGUCACGGAAAUUGCGUAGAUCAACUCUUCUACUUUGGUUUGUUUUCUACGCAAAUUCCUUUGCUUAUUAUGGACUAGUCUUGCUGACCGCGCAACUGAGCAAUGCAAAUAGAAGCUGCGCAUCUGGGCUGAAAUAUGUGAAGAGUGAAACAGAUGCCAGCCUUUACAAAGAUACAUUUGUCACUAGUCUUGCAGAGAUUCCGGGUCUAAUUGCAUCUGCUCUUCUUGUUGAAUGGUUUGGCCGAAAAGCUACAAUGUGGUGCUUGCUCUUCACAUGCUGUGGUUUCCUUGGCCCACUUGUGUUUUAUCAGAGUGAGCUAUGGACAACUGGCCUUCUAUUUGGUGCUCGUGCUUGUGCCAUGGGUAGCUACACAGUUGUAUACCCGACGUCGGUGCGCUCGACCGGGGUUGGAAUCGCGACUGCCAUGGGCAGAGUUGGUGGAAUUAUUUGCCCCCUUGUAGCCGUUGGAAUGCUGAGAAGCUGCCAUCAGAUGGAAGCCAUCAUUGUGUUUGAGGUGGUGUUAUUCCUUGCUGCAAUUGCCUGCAUGCUCUUCCCUUUUGAGACCAAGGGCCGCGCAAUGAACUGA
This is a messenger RNA of Triticum turgidum subsp. durum (durum wheat), 1419 nucleotides long. NCBI's taxonomy places the organism in Eukaryota, Viridiplantae, Streptophyta, Magnoliopsida, Poales, Poaceae. The record is from the annotation of a GenBank genome assembly.